CAGACUAAGGGUGUAUGUGUGCGUGGAGCAAAGGAGUCAAGGAGAGCCGUAAGCUCCACUUGAACUUGGCCGCGUCUUAGCCACAUACAAAAGCGCCAAGUAGGCCUCAUCUCACCCCCACCUAACUGCAACACCACAACAUCCCCGUACCAGUGAUAACUCCACCAUCCACCAACCAAAAUUUUCCCGGAAAACCCAAGCCCACCCAGAAAGUAAGGAAGAAAGGAUGUCAGUCGCUUCAUCUCCAAUCCCUUUCAUCAAAAUCCCCAAAUCUUCAUCCCCAUCCUCCUCCUCCUCCUUCUCCUGCUCAUCCCCAUCUCCCUCUUCCUCCUCAUGCUCUUCCUCUUCCCCUUCCUCCUUCAGGUUCUCCCUCUCAAAGCCCUCUGUUCUCACCAUAAGGAGCUCCCAGACCGAGGGCCCUCUCAGAAGACCCCUUGCCCCUUCUCCCCCUCCGGCCGUCAAGCCCCUCCAGCCCCCCUCCCCGACGCCGCCGGCCCCCAAGCCCUCUCCGCCGUCGGUGGCCGCGCCGGUGAAGGAGAAGGGUGCUGCGGUGGUCACCUUGGAGUUUCAGAGGCAAAUGGCCAAGGAGCUUCAGGAUUACUUCAAGCAGAAGAAGCUUGAGGAGGCUAAUAAGGGCCCUGUCUUUGGAUUCGUUGGCAAGAAUGAAAUCAGCAAUGGCAGAUGGGCCAUGUUCGGAUUUGCUGUCGGGCUGCUGACAGAGUACGCGACAGGCUAUGACCUUGUUGAUCAAGUAAAGAUUCUCCUCUCCAAUUUCGGGAUAGUAGACCUCGAAUAGGUCUUUUUUUCUUUUUUUUCUUUUUCCUUUUUACAUCUACAAUGCUAUAAAUACUCUCUAUUUGUCGGUGAUAUCUGAAUCUAAAUCAAUAGUUCAAGUACCCACUUUCUCAAGCAAGAUAUUUGAUCUUUGUUUGUGUAAAAUACUCAGCAUUGUUCAGCUAGUUCCAGAACAAGUGAAUUGCAUUUGCUAUAUAGCCUAUACCUUUUGGCCAGGAUUAUUGAUGCCAACACUUCCCAUGUA
Diospyros lotus (date-plum) is the source of this 1039-nucleotide messenger RNA. Its product is annotated as light-harvesting complex-like protein OHP2, chloroplastic. The transcript has 2 exons. The record is from RefSeq and is a predicted model, not a curated record. The coding region runs from base 227 to 796 and encodes 189 amino acids. NCBI's taxonomy places the organism in Eukaryota, Viridiplantae, Streptophyta, Magnoliopsida, Ericales, Ebenaceae. Gene Ontology annotation, cellular component: chloroplast thylakoid membrane.